AUGGCUUCGUCCGAGGAAGAGGUGACAACCGUGUCGACUAACCCUGAAGAUGACUGCCUCAGUGUCCGAAAAUGGUGGUGCUUCCUGCUCUCUUCGAUCUUCACGUUCCUCGCGGGGCUCCUGGUGGUGCUGGUAUGUCGGGCUUGCGCGUUCGUCUGCUGCCGGAAGGAGCCGGAGCUCGCGCCCAACGACCCGAAGCAGAAGGAGCAGAAGGCGGCGCGCCAGAACAAACAGGAGUUCGAGGGAACCUUCAUGACCGAGGCGAAGGAUUGGGCCGGCGAACUCAUCUCCGGUCAGACCACCACAGGACGAAUACUGGUAGUGUUGGUGUUCAUUCUGAGUAUAGCAUCGCUGAUCAUCUACUUCAUUGACGCGUCCAGUGAGGAGGUGGAGCGGUGCCAGAAAUGGAGUGACAAUAUUACUCAGCAGAUCGACCUUGCCUUUAACAUAUUUUUUAUGGUCUACUUUUUUAUACGAUUUAUAGCAGCUAGUGACAAACUAUGGUUCAUGCUCGAGAUGUAUUCAUUUGUAGAUUAUUUCACAAUACCCCCCUCCUUUGUAUCGAUAUACCUGGAUAGAACGUGGAUAGGGCUGAGGUUCCUCCGAGCUCUGCGCUUAAUGACCGUGCCUGAUAUUUUGCAGUACCUCAAUAUAUUAAAGACAUCGAGCUCAAUUCGGCUGGCCCAAUUAGUAUCUAUAUUUAUAUCGGUGUGGUUGACCGCAGCCGGUAUCAUUCAUUUGCUGGAAAACUCAGGCGACCCGCUGGAGUUUGACAAUGCGCAGUCGCUAUCAUAUUGGACUUGCGUGUACUUUCUCAUAGUCACCAUGUCCACAGUAGGUUACGGUGACGUGUUCUGUCACACUGUUCUCGGCAGAACAUUUUUGGUUUUUUUUCUCCUCGUCGGCUUGGCGAUAUUUGCCAGUUGUAUCCCAGAGAUAAUUGACUUAAUCGGCACUAGACCCAAGUAUGGCGGCACCCUCAAGAAUGAGCGGGGACGCAGGCAUAUAGUUGUAUGUGGACACAUAACAUACGAAUCAGUAAGCCAUUUUUUAAAAGACUUCCUACAUGAAGACAGAGAGGAUGUGGAUGUUGAGGUUGUUUUUUUACAUAGGAAACCGCCCGAUCUGGAGCUCGAAGGCCUGUUCAAGAGACACUUUACCACUGUGGAAUUCUUUCAAGGCACCAUUAUGAAUCCAAUCGACCUACAGAGGGUAAAAGUGCAUGAAGCGGAUGCGUGCUUAGUUCUAGCAAACAAAUACUGCCAGGAUCCGGAUGCGGAGGACGCCGCCAAUAUAAUGAGAGUCAUUUCGAUCAAAAAUUAUUCAGACGACAUCAGAGUAAUUAUUCAACUUAUGCAGUAUCACAACAAGGCCUACCUUUUGAACAUUCCUUCAUGGGACUGGAAACAAGGCGACGAUGUCAUUUGUUUAGCGGAAUUAAAACUAGGAUUCAUCGCACAGAGUUGUCUCGCACCUGGUUUCUCUACAAUGAUGGCCAAUCUAUUCGCUAUGAGGAGUUUUAAAACGUCCCCCGACACACAAGCUUGGCAGAACGAUUACCUGCAGGGCACGGGCUGUGAGAUGUACACAGAGACACUGUCGACCUCCUUCACAGGGAUGAGCUUCCCGCAAGCGAGCGAGUUAUGUUUCACGAAAUUGAAACUUCUCCUCUUGGCAAUCGAGAUUAAAGGGGAAGAGGGUGCAGACAGCAAGAUUUCAAUCAAUCCACGCAACGCCAAGAUCCACGCCAACACGCAAGGGUUUUUCAUUGCGCAAUCUGCUGAUGAAGUUAAAAGAGCGUGGUAUUAUUGCAAGGCAUGCCACGAAGAUAUUAAAGAUGAAACACUCAUCAAGAAGUGCAAAUGCAAAAACUAUGUCGGAAUGAUGAUGAUGCAGUCCGGAAUGGUGAAACAAAACCUUAAUACAUAUCGAGAUUGCACCGAUGUGGCUACAUUCAGGAAAGGCGUACGAGCCGUCCAGAUGGUUGGGAGGGCAAAUGACCACCAUCCUCCCCCCACCUUCACGCCGCCAGAGUUGCCCAAGAAGGUCCAUGUUCGAGGUGAAGUAGCAAGAGAGAGAGGAGAAGAUAUUAGCUUAAUAAACCGGAACCAUCGAAGCGCGGCGACGAACACUCUGCUGUCACCGAUGGCCAACCAGUUGGUGAACACAACCACUACACGACAGGUCAACAAGGUCAAACCGAACGUCAAUAGAGCUCCCCCAGACACGAAUCCGCCAGAUCAAGAUACGAAUUACCAGGCCUAUCAUCUUGCCUACGAAGUGAAAAAGCUAAUGCCGACGAGUCGGAGUAGUGGUGGGAAUCAAAAUAGCAAUGGCGUGAGUCUACCAGCGGGUCUGGCAGACGACCAGUCGAAAGAUUUCGACUUUGAAAAGACUGAAAUGAAAUAUGACUCCACAGGGAUGUUUCAUUGGAGUCCUGCAAGGAAUUUGGAGGAUUGUAUAUUAGACAGAAAUCAAGCGGCCAUGACAGUUUUAAAUGGCCACGUGGUAGUUUGUCUGUUCGCGGAUCCUGACUCCCCGCUGAUAGGGCUAAGAAAUCUAGUGAUGCCGCUCAGAGCCUCCAAUUUCCACUAUCAUGAACUAAAGCACGUCGUCAUCGUUGGUAGCGUCGACUAUAUUAGAAGAGAAUGGAAGAUGUUGCAGAAUCUACCGAAGAUUUCUGUUUUAAAUGGUUCACCGCUAAGCCGGGCCGACCUGCGUGCAGUGAACGUGAACCUUUGCGACAUGUGCUGCAUCCUGUCAGCGAAGGUGCCGUCCAACGACGACCCGACGCUGGCCGACAAGGAGGCUAUCUUGGCUUCGUUGAACAUUAAGGCGAUGACGUUCGACGACACGAUCGGCGUGCUGAGCGCCGGCAACGGCGCGCCACCGCCCGCCGCGCCCGCGCCCGCGGCGCCCGUGCUGCUGCAGCGCCGCGGCUCCGUCUACGGCGCCAACGUGCCCAUGAUCACCGAACUGGUGAAUGACAGCAAUGUGCAAUUCCUGGAUCAGGAUGACGACGACGACCCGGACACCGAGCUGUAUCUAACACAGCCGUUUGCCUGCGGAACUGCGUUUGCUGUCAGCGUGCUCGACUCGCUUAUGUCUACUACGUACUUCAACCAGAACGCGUUGACGCUGAUCCGGUCGCUGAUCACGGGCGGCGCCACGCCCGAGCUGGAGCUGAUCCUGGCGGAGGGCGCGGGACUGCGCGGCGGCUACUCCACACCCGAGAGCUUGGCCAACAGGGACCGGUGCCGCGUGGGGCAGAUCUCGCUGUACGACGGGCCACUGGCGCAGUUCGGCGAGGCGGGCAAGUACGGCGACCUGUUCGUGGCGGCGCUGCGCACGUACGGCAUGCUGUGCAUCGGCCUCUACCGCUUCCGCGACACCUCCUCCUCGUGCGACGCCAGCAGCAAACGCUACGUCAUCACCAACCCGCCGGACGACUUCUGCCUGCUGCCCACCGACCAGGUGUUCGUGCUGAUGCAGUUCGACCCGGGCGUGGAGUACCGCGCCAGCCGCCGCGCCGGCGCCGCGCCCGCCAAGGACGACGCCUCCUGA
Molecule: messenger RNA, 3564 nt
Organism: Parnassius mnemosyne (clouded apollo)
Lineage: Eukaryota; Metazoa; Arthropoda; Insecta; Lepidoptera; Papilionidae
Source: the annotation of a GenBank genome assembly